Messenger RNA from Diospyros lotus (date-plum), 957 nucleotides. RefSeq lists its product as uncharacterized. The coding region runs from base 436 to 699 and encodes 87 amino acids. Lineage: Eukaryota; Viridiplantae; Streptophyta; Magnoliopsida; Ericales; Ebenaceae. The transcript has 7 exons. The record is from RefSeq and is a predicted model, not a curated record.
AUUAUUAUAUCUGUCAUAAUUAUAUAUUUUUUGAUGUAUUCUUUUUAAAGACAACAACAUUUAUUUAUUCAUACAUAUAAAUGUACAGCAGCAGCAGCACAGGUCUUCUCCACCACCACCACCACCACCACCACCUCAACCUCACGCACCUUGCUCAUGGCAGUUAGUUAGAAAUUUGUUUAGAAAUCCGCUCCGGUAUUCACACACGCGCAUAUAUAUAUAUAAUAUAAAUAUAAAUAUAAAUAUAUAUAUAGAGAGAGAGGGGGGGAGGGAUAUUCUUAUCUCCCGUUCUCACUCAACCCUUUCAUCCCUGUUACCCCUUUCCCUCUCUCUAUUUCUCAUAUUUUCUCUUCUCACUUUCUAUCUCUUGUGUCUCCGCUCCUUUGCUUGCUCCUCCCCCUUCUUCCUCCUCAAGGAUAAAUUAGCUUGGCUGGGAUGGAGGAUUACAACAGGAGUUGUCAAGACCAAGAGGACGCAUCCAAUGGGAAGAAAUAUGGAGGACUUGUGCCAAAGAAGAAGCCUUUGAUCUCAAAGGAUCAUGAGCGGGCCUUCUUUGAUUCAGCCGACUGGGCCUUAUGCAAGCAAGGUGCAGGGGUGAACCAAAUAUCUACCGUUGCCAUAGAGAAUUUACAGCCAAAGUUACAGAGAACACCCCAUCAGCGGCUCCCCCCAAGAAGACCUGGUUGUACUUCUGGAUGAUAUGGCUGUGCAGGGCUGUUAGAUAGAUGGAUCAAAGUGCUUCAUAGAUAAAGUUCUAUAUUGUGUGUGAUGGGAUUACAGUUUCAUGUGGUUCAGUGGUUGGGAUAUUUUCUACUCUUCUUCUUCUUCUUCUUCUUCUUCUUCAUCAUCAUCAUCUUAUGCUAAACCCAUCUCCCAAAGCAAACGAUUUGUUUAUCCGUGUUUAAAGUGACUGCAUACGGGUUGGUUGUUGGAAAUUUAGAUUCCAAACUUACUGUC